GUGGGAUGGUAGAGGUAGAAAUCAGCUGAAGUGCAGCUGGCAAGGUUCUGUUGUUUACAAAUAUAAGAUAUUAUUAUGCGUAAAAUCUAAAAUGUAUAAUUUUGUGAAGUAAAUAGUUUUUGUUUCUUAUUUUUGUAAAGCUUUAAUAUAAAUAUAAUAUUUUUUUAUUAUUAAAUGAGGUCGCCUGAAGUUAUGGCUGCAAGAUCAAGAGGUGUGCUCAAUCUACGAUUUAACCAGGACCAAGGUUGUUUUACUUGUUGCAUGGAAACUGGAUUAAGGAUCUAUAAUGUAAAUCCCAUAGAAGAAAGAGCUCAUUAUGACCUGGAUCUGAUGGGCAGCCUGUCACAGUGUGAGAUGUUGUACAGAACAAAUUACUUCGCAGUUGUCUCAGGAGGAAAUCGUCCAAAAUUUGCCAAUAAUACUGUACUUAUAUACAAUGACCAAGAAAAGAAAUUUGUUUAUGAAUUAACAUUUACUUCCCCGGUAAAAGCUGUGAGAUUAAGAAAAGACAAGGUUAUAGUGGCAACAUCCAAUGAAAUAAAUGUCUUCUCAUUUCCAUCACCAAUACAACGUCUUUUUACGUUGGAGACACGCAAGAACGAGCUAGGACUGGUUGAGGUCAGUCCGGUUAUGACAGCCGAGCGACAAAUAUUAGCAUUCCCUGGUCACAAGCAGGGAAGUGUACAGCUCUUGGAUCUAGCAGCUACGGAGGCAGGCAUGUCCAGUGCUCCAGUGACCAUAAAUGCCCACCAGGGGGAACUGGCUUGUCUAGCUCUCAAUCACCAAGGUACGAUGGUGGCCACUGCCUCUGACAAGGGCACACUCAUACGUGUGUGGGACACAACACGCAGGAUACUACUUGUCGAACUGAGGCGUGGCUCCGACCCAGCUACACUAUACUGUAUAAACUUUAGUAGGAACUCUGAGUUCCUGUGUUGCUGUAGUGAUAAAGGAACCAUACACAUAUUUGCCCUUAAAGACACUCAUCUAAACAGGAGAUCCUCGCUCUCCAAGACAGGACUCCUUGGCAGCUACGGAGCGUCCCAGUGGGCUCUCGCAACGUACACGGUACCUCCAGAGUGUGCGUGCAUUUGUGCGUUUGGGUCGCACAAUUCGGUUAUUGGUUAGUUAAUUACGAAUUUC
Homalodisca vitripennis (glassy-winged sharpshooter) is the source of this 1143-nucleotide messenger RNA. RefSeq names its product WD repeat domain phosphoinositide-interacting protein 4-like. The coding region runs from base 175 to 1128 and encodes 317 amino acids. Gene Ontology annotation, molecular function: phosphatidylinositol-3-phosphate binding; protein binding; phosphatidylinositol-3,5-bisphosphate binding. The transcript has 7 exons. Gene Ontology annotation, biological process: protein localization to phagophore assembly site; protein lipidation; nucleophagy. The record is from RefSeq and is a predicted model, not a curated record. Gene Ontology annotation, cellular component: extrinsic component of membrane; phagophore assembly site membrane; cytosol. Lineage: Eukaryota; Metazoa; Arthropoda; Insecta; Hemiptera; Cicadellidae.